AUGGGCGACACCUGCACGACCUCGGGUCCCUUCGGGGUUUUCCCCGACUGCGAGGGACUCGGCGCGAGCGUGUUUCUCAACCUCGUUUACGGCUACGCUCUGCUCACCGCGGCGGGGUUCAUCUCGGACGGCUCCGAGCUGCUCCUCGAGAUUCUGUCACCCGGACUUGUGGGCGGAUUGCUCCUGCCCAUCCUCGGCGCCGUUCCCGACGCGGCGGUCAUCAUCGCGUCGGGGCUGGGUGCCAGCAAGGAAGAUGCGCAAGAGCAGGUGAGCGUCGGCAUGGGUACCCUCGCGGGGUCCACCGUCAUGCUGCUGACCAUCGCGUGGGGCGGUUCGCUGAUUUUGGGCCGCUGCGACCUGAGCUCCAGGGGCACGGCCAUCAACAAGACCCUCACCCCAAAGGCGUCCAUCACCGAGGCCGCGAACGAGACCGGCGUGACCACUGACACGGACACAAAGACCAACGCAAUGGUCAUGAUGGCCUCCUGUGUCACGUUCCUCGUUAUCCAGAUCCCCGCGUGGAUGGGAAUGCAGGCCAACAAGAAAAUCGACCUGGCCACCGCCGCUGUGGCGCUCGGUGGCCUCGCGCUUUACUGCGGCUACCAGGUUCUAUUCCCCGAGCUUCAGCGCCGUAAAAUCGCCGCGGCUCAGGCCAAGGCUGCAAGGAAGCGCGGCGCUAUGUUCGCCGCGCACCUGGGCAACACCAUGGGUGGCAUUCUUGUCGACGGCGAGGUCAACGUCCAAGCGCUAAAUAAGAUGUUCGAGCAGUUCGACUCCGAUGGCAACAACGAGGUUGACGUCCAGGAACUCAAGCUCGCGCUCGUGGCGAUGAGCGUCACGAUGCAGGACACAGAGAUAACAGACGGAGACGUGGAGGUUUGGCUCAAGGAGUUUGACAAGGACGGCGACGGUCUCAUCUCGCGAGCAGAAUUUUGCGCGGGGAUGACGCACUGGGUUCUGGAGCAGGCCAAGAACAUCUCGGUCCGCUCUAGGCGCUCGUCCUUCGACGGAUCCUUACGGGGAGGGAGUCGUCACGAACUGUCCGCCGCCAGGGGCCCGGCGCACGCGGGUCUCGAGCCUCUGCUCGGAUCAACGCCCGAGCAGGACGCCGGCGAAGGGCAGGGAGAGGAGGACGAGAGCGACGUCGAGGACGAGGACGACGAGGAGCCAAUGACAAAGUCGCAGAUCAUCAAGAAGGCGAUGCUCUUCCUCGCGAUCGGCAUGGCCAUGGUGACACUUUUCGCCGAUCCCAUGGUUGGCGCGGUGAGCUCCCUGAGCAAAGCCUUGGGCCUGCCCUCGCCGUUCUUCGCAUCCUUCGUCCUCACGCCUUUUGCGUCCAAUGCGUCGGAGCUGGUCAGCUCCUUGUACUUCGCGAGCAAGAAGCGCAAGAAGAACAUCUCGCUGACCUACUCGCAGGUUUACGGCGCCGUGACCAUGAACAACACGAUGUGCCUCGGGCUGUUCAUGGUGGUCAUGCGCGCGCAGGGCCUCGAGUGGACGUUCUCGUCCGAGACGCUCACCAUCCUGCUGGUCACUCUCCUGGUCGGGUACCUCGGCGCGAGCCGGGAAACUUUCAAGUCGAGGCUCGCGGUUCCCGUUCUGGCGCUCUAUCCGCUGUCGAUCGCGCUCGUGUGCUUCCUGGACUUCGUCGUCGGCUGGAACUAA
Micromonas commoda is the source of this 1665-nucleotide messenger RNA. Its product is annotated as Ca2+:Cation antiporter family. Gene Ontology annotation, biological process: calcium ion transmembrane transport; intracellular calcium ion homeostasis. Gene Ontology annotation, cellular component: membrane. Gene Ontology annotation, molecular function: calcium ion binding; calcium:proton antiporter activity. The transcript has a single exon. The record is from RefSeq and is a predicted model, not a curated record. Lineage: Eukaryota; Viridiplantae; Chlorophyta; Mamiellophyceae; Mamiellales; Mamiellaceae. The coding region runs from base 1 to 1665 and encodes 554 amino acids.